This is a messenger RNA of Tachysurus vachellii, 2392 nucleotides long. RefSeq names its product LTV1 ribosome biogenesis factor (gene ltv1). NCBI's taxonomy places the organism in Eukaryota, Metazoa, Chordata, Actinopteri, Siluriformes, Bagridae. The coding region runs from base 169 to 1623 and encodes 484 amino acids. The record is from RefSeq and is a predicted model, not a curated record. The transcript is spliced from 11 exons. Gene Ontology annotation, cellular component: nucleus; cytosol; preribosome, small subunit precursor. Gene Ontology annotation, biological process: ribosomal small subunit export from nucleus; ribosomal small subunit biogenesis.
UAGUCCGGAAAUGGCCGAAAACACACGUGCUGCACUAACAACCUCCUGAGGAGCUUUAACUCACCGAUUAGUUUGUUAUUUAUUAAGUUUACGGUUUAUGGUGUUGAGUUAAAGGUUGGAAGAUAAACCGAGCGAACACUUUCGGUUUAAACGAGUCAUUUCAACACAAUGCCUCACAGGAAGAAGAAAUCGUUCAUCAGUAAGAAAAAUGCUGUGUCGUUCCACCUGGUGCACAGGAGUCAGAAAGACCCGCUGGCAGCUGAUGAGAAAGCGCCUCAGCAUGUCCUCUUACCUGCCAAUAAGUUGGAGGUGGAGAAGAGGAGGAAGGAGCAGAGGGAGUACGGUGUGUUUUUCGACGAUGAUUACGACUAUCUGCAGCACCUCAAAGAGCCGUCUCAGCCCACAGAGCUCGUCUCCUCCUCACGUCCUUACAAAGACUCACAACCUCUGGGUUUUUCAGAAGAAGACAAGGACGUAGACGAGGACGAGCAGGGCCUGGAUGAAGUCCUCACGAUUCCUGCUGCUUCCAUCAAUCUCCCGUCAUCUGUGUUUGCCUCUGAGUUUGAGGAAGAAGUGGGUUUGUUAAACAAAGCAGCUCCUAUAUCAGGCCCGAGGCUGGACAUGGACCCGGACAUCGUGGCUGCUCUGGAUGAAGACUUUGACUUUGACGACCCUGAGAACGUCCUGGAGGACGAUUUUGUCGUUAAGGCCAACGACGUCGUGUCAGGAGACGUCUACAUGGGUGAAGGAGACGAUGACGACGAUUGGGAGGACACGGACGAGGGAAGCAGCGAAGACGACGACGACGACGAGCGGAGCUACGACUCGGCUGGCUGCGUGUCGGGCGGUGACGGUGAUGCCGUCGGAGGACGGUUCAUGUUCAUGGACUGUGAGACGAAGAGUCGAUUCACCGAAUACUCGCUCACGUCGUCUGUCAUGAGGAGGAACGAGCAGCUCACACUCCUCGAUGACCGGUUCGAGAAGUUCUAUGAGCAGUUUGACGAUGAUGAAAUCGGCGCUCUUGAUAACUCUGAGCUGGAAGGAUUCAUCAACCCGUCGAGUACGAGACUGGAGGAAAUCGUCCAGGAUUACUUCAUACAGAAAGAGAAAGAGAUACAGAGGCCAGAGCAACUCGGUCCUCCUGAACUGCCAUCGCUGAAGGAGGAGGAGGAGGAGGAUGAAGAGCAGGAACUGGAGAUGCUGGUCAUCGAGGAGCCACUUGAGGAGAAAUGUGACUGUGAGACCAUCAUCAGCACAUACUCCAACCUGUACAAUCGCCCAAAGCUGAUUAAAGACCCACCGAAGCAGCAGAAGCAGAUUCGUGUGUCCAAUAAGACAGGGAUUCCUCUGGACGUCCUGCCUCAGAGAGGACUGACAGCCAGGCAGGUGGAGCGCAUGGAGAGGAUCGACGACUCGGACCUGCCGCGAGUCUCCACACAGCCGCGCUCUCGGGAGGAAAGUAAAGACGACCGCAAACUCAGGAAACAAGCCAUCAAAGAGGAGAGGAAGGAGCGACGGAUGGAGAAGAAGGCUAAUAAGGUGGCGUUUAAACAGGAGAAGCAGAAGCAAGAGAAGCAGAUGGUCAGCUUGAGGGCAAAAGUACAGGGCAUGAAGCUCUCGUGAUCUCUGCUGGAUGUUGUAACAGACUGGACUGAAAGCGUGUUCUCUGAUCAGAGGGUUUUUUCCUUCAGUGAUCUGAAUAAAGAACAAAGCAGCCGACCGAGUCAAAAGGAGGUCUGACGCUCCUAGGCUUUGUCGUCUUUUUUUUUUUUUUCUUUUCCCCCUGAUUUGUUGUUCUUGAGUGAAGAGUAACUUGUUCCAGUUAAUCAGGGUCUCAUCAGUUACUUCAUCCUCCUUCACCCACUAGUUACGUGCAGUUACAUUGGGACUCGAUGAUCCCGACUCAUCUAACGUUACUCUUUUGUUGAGUCUCUAACAAGGUUUCUUAUUGAAAUUUGCAGUAUGUUUAUUUGCAUGAACCUUUAAACACCUACAAGACCGAGUCAUACAGGAAAGAACCUCAGGGGACAAAAUGCUAUGAAACUUCGACCCUUUUCGAAGAAAAGAUUCCUCUUUGCGUUGUUCCGCGAGUGAACGCAACCCUCGUUCUCAAAAUAUGGUGACAAACCUGUCCUGAGACCUGUAUUUCUCUUGACAAUUCAAGAAUCCUCUCACGAGGAAAGAAAAACGUAAAGGAAGGUGAUACUGACGAACCCAGAACUUUUAGCUCUCUCGCUAAACAAGAUUUGUUUUGUAAAUGUUCUUUAACCCAAAAUGGAAGCUUCAUAUAAAAAAGCGUUCAAAGAAAGAGUUCAGUUUAAGAGUGCGAGUCAGCUGUACUGUGCAUCAGACGUGUGCUGAUGUUGUUAAUAAUAAAAAUGAAAUCUUUCUG